Messenger RNA from Fusarium poae, 831 nucleotides. RefSeq lists its product as uncharacterized. The record is from RefSeq and is a predicted model, not a curated record. Lineage: Eukaryota; Fungi; Ascomycota; Sordariomycetes; Hypocreales; Nectriaceae. The transcript has a single exon. Bases 1 to 831 code for a protein of 276 amino acids.
AUGCGAUUCUCAACCGCCAUUCUUUUCGCUGGCAACGCCUUCGCUGCCGUCCAGCAAGAGUGUCUCGCCAACCACAACGAGGACCUCGCUGCCUUUGCCGACUGUGCCAACAAGGGUGCCCUCUCUCUCUGCCUCUCCAACCUCAAGGAGACCGAUGAGGCCGCCAUCAAGACCUGCUACACCUCCGCUGGCUGUGCCGACGAGGAUGCCGCCCGCGAAGCUCACUACACCCUCGAGCGAUGUUCAGAGCUCGCAAAGGCCGGCGAGCUAAAGAAGCGCUACGAAGCUGCUGCCAUGCCGACUCUGAUUCCCAACGUUGAGGCCACCGGCACCAUCACCAAGGGCCCCGAGCGUACCGGUGGUGAACUCAAGAAGCGUGCUACUGACACUUCAAGAGGAACGCAAUGCUUCACAACUUUCAAGAAGUCGACUGAGCAGUGCGAUCUCGAGACCGUUUCGGACAAGACCCAGACUGCUACCUGCUACAGUACCGAGAUCAGCACCAGCACAUGCCGCAGCGAUGUUAUCUGCACCACCGACUCUUCUGCUGAGGACAUUUGCAUGGUCAAGAAGGAAAUGGACACUGCCGGUAUCAUAAUCGCCAUUGUCUUUGCCGCCUCUGCCGCCUCCAUGCUCGGCUACCUCACUUUCAUGUGCUGCCGUGACCGCAAGGAGCAGAAGCGCCUUGUCGCCAAGUCCGAGGCUGUUGCUCUUGCCCGUGCCGCCACAAAGAAGCAGCGCGCUGCUCAGCGUCAGCCUCUCAUCCGCAACGCUUCAGGCCAGUCCGCCCCUGGUGCCCCCGCUGGCAACCCCUUCCAGGACCGAAUCUAG